Heterobasidion irregulare TC 32-1 is the source of this 2569-nucleotide messenger RNA. RefSeq lists its product as uncharacterized. Gene Ontology annotation, molecular function: pseudouridylate synthase activity; kinase activity. NCBI's taxonomy places the organism in Eukaryota, Fungi, Basidiomycota, Agaricomycetes, Russulales, Bondarzewiaceae. The coding region runs from base 1 to 2349 and encodes 782 amino acids. The transcript is spliced from 11 exons. The record is from RefSeq and is a predicted model, not a curated record.
AUGUUGCGCGCAUCAGUCCGUGGUUUCUCGACGUUCUCGAGGCUGAGGAGUGCGUAUCCGGCGAGCUUGACGCGCGCGCUGGACCGCGGCGCGUUCAUCGACAUUCAUCCCGAAGUCGCAGACGCUCUUGCCACCAACAAGCCCGUCGUCGCGCUUGAGACGACGAUCAUCACCCAUGGAAUGCCAUAUCCUGUCAAUCUCGAGACAGCCAAGUCUGUAGAACGCAAUGUGCGCUCGACCGGCGCCAUCCCUGCUACUAUUGGCGUCAUUGGUGGACGCGUCAAGAUAGGGCUUGAGCCUGUGCAGCUGGAGUACUUGGCUGAUAUCAAGACAAAUCCUUCCUCUGUGAAGCUGUCGCGUCGGGAUCUUGCUGCAGCGAUUGCUCUCAAGAAGGAUGGAGGCACCACCUGCAGUACCACCCUGAUAUUUGCCGCCUUGGCAGGAAUAAAGGCAUACAACGCAUUUUCGAUCCUGGGAGGCGUGCAUCGAGGCGGAGAAAAUUCUUUGGACGUGUCGGCGGACCUGCAAGAGCUCGCGCGUUGCCCUGUUGGAUUGGUAUCUGCCGGCGUCAAGUCUAUACUGGAUAUUGGAAGUUAUAAUGACAUCCAGGAAACUCUUGGUGUCCCUGUAUUCACAUAUGGGAAGACAGAUGACUUCCCCGCGUUCUACAGCACUCGGAGCGGCUUUAAGAGUCCAUGGAGAGUGGACAGUCCACAGAUUGCCGCCGAUGUCCUAUACGCACAAUGGAAGCUCGGUAUGAGUAACGGCGUUCUCUUUGGUGUACCCAUCCCCGAGACAUACGAAGCCGUCGGGGAGCGGAUACAGCAGGCCGUGGAACAAGCUGUCAGAGAGUCUGAAGAAAAUGGGGUAUCAAAGCGCGGGAAGGAGGUCACGCCCUGGCUUUUGAAGCGCGUCGGAGAGCUCACACAGGGCAAAUCCUUGGCUAGCAACGUUGCUCUGAUUGAGAAUACGGCCCUAGUAGGAGGCCAAAUUGCAGUCGCUUAUGCAAAGUUGGCAGCGGAUCAGCCGCAAGAAAAUUAUCUUGUUCCGCCAUUGCUUGUGAAAACCUCAGCGCCUAGUGAGCAAGCGCCAUCACCAUCUCCCACAGAAGAGAAGCCGGCUGCGAAGCUGCUCGUGGUUGGAUCCGCCGCCGUAGAUAUCACUUCACAGGCAUCCAUCUCCGACCAAGGCGGUGGUCUACAUUCUACGACUCCUGGCAGCGUUUCCGUAUCCUUGGGUGGAGUAGGGCGAAACAUGGCAGAAGCGGCUCAUCGUAUUCUGAUGUUGCAAUCCACAAGCUCUUCCUCCACAACGAUUCUCAUCUCAGCUGUAGGCGGCGACUCAUUUGGCCGUUUACUCGUCGACGAGAUGGGCCGAAUGGGUAUGCGCACUGAUGGCUUGGUGCACUUCGAAUCGAGCAGGUCCGCGGUAUGCAACAUGGUCCUAGACAGUGGUGGAAACUUGGUCGGGGGCGUCGCUGAUAUGGACAUUAUCAGCUCGUUGAAGCCUGAAAAAGUCCUGGAGUACAUCCAGAAGCAUAAACCAUCACUUAUUGCUAUCGACGCAAAUGUAUCGUCUGAUGUGCUCAAGUCCAUCGUCAUAUACGCCAAUGCCAAUGGCGUAAAAAGUGGUGAGCCUACCUCGGUGAUCAAAUCAACGACCAUUCUGCCUGCAAUUGCUGCCUCCUUACAGACCUCGAACUCGGCUCUGGCUCCCAUCACAUUUGUUUCCCCGAACCUGCUCGAGCUCAGUGCCCUUUAUAAUGGCGCAUCUAACGAGCCGCACGAGCUAACGAGCCAUCCUAAGUGGUGGGCAGCCCUCGACGGGCUGUCCCUAGGAACAGAGUUCCGCUUGUCACUUGAACAGCUCUCGCGCUGCAGUGCCAGCGAUGAAGACUCUAGCAAGGGGACAUUGGCCUUCCUCGUCGACCAGGGUAUUGCUCAGAUGGCUACCAAUCUUUUGCCAUUCUUCCAGCACCUCAUCAUUAAGUGUGGCCCCCUCGGCGUCAUUCUCGCGAUGCGCAUUCCCGCAACCGGCGGAUCUCUCUUCAUGCUCGAACGCAGCAACCCUCGCCGUCGAUACAUUGUUGCGCAUGGAGCAACGGAGAUCGUCGUCUUUAAGCAUUUUCCCGCUCUCACUUUACCCAAAAAGGCGGUCUUGAAUGUCACGGGCGCCGGUGACAGUCUAGUUGGCGCCAUUCUAGCGGCCAUUGCCGAGAACCAAUAUGUGUUCGAAGACCCACAGACUGUGGACAUGGCAAUCGAUAGAGCACAAAGAGCUGCGAUAAGAACUCUUCAGAGUCCUCUUGCUGUCUCUCCAGCACUCUCUACGCUCGAUGUGGAACUAUAGCAGCGCUUUUCGUUACAGAUACAAACGCAGAAGGUUAGUCGCCUCGUCUCGCUGCUUAUAUUCUUCAGCAGUGAUGGGGGUUUCUGCACGAUGCCUUAAUAGGGCUUUUUUCACCUUCGUACCUGCAUGUAUUCUCUGCCGCGGAUAUAUAUGAGAUGCGCAGCCAAUUCUGGCACGGGCUCAUGCCGCUCAAGGGUUCAGAAACACAUUGUCAGGUUUC